Messenger RNA from Melanaphis sacchari, 833 nucleotides. Its product is annotated as histone H1-like. Gene Ontology annotation, cellular component: nucleosome; nucleus. The transcript has a single exon. The coding region runs from base 95 to 766 and encodes 223 amino acids. Lineage: Eukaryota; Metazoa; Arthropoda; Insecta; Hemiptera; Aphididae. Gene Ontology annotation, molecular function: nucleosomal DNA binding; structural constituent of chromatin; double-stranded DNA binding. Gene Ontology annotation, biological process: chromosome condensation; negative regulation of DNA recombination; nucleosome assembly. The record is from RefSeq and is a predicted model, not a curated record.
UUGUAACUAUUACGUUUUCGUUUUUGAUAUUGUGUGUUAUUUAUUGUUUAUUAAUUAUUUUUAUACUAUUAUCUAAUCUCGUUACCAAAUCAAUAUGACAGAAUCUGAAGAUUCGGUUUCUACUGUUUCACCUAAUUCCUCGCCAACCGUUCCAUCUAAAUCGCCGCCUGUAACGAAAGAAGCACCCGUCAUCGCUCGCAGACCGAUGACCCUGGCUCAUCCGUCUAACGCCGUUAUGGUGACCGCAGCCAUUAAAGCGUUGAAUGAUAAAAAGGGCUCCACUCUGCAUGCGAUUAAGAAAUACAUGACCAUACACUACCAAGUCGAUACAGUCAAGUCUGCUCCAUUUAUUCGCAAGUAUUUGAAAGCGGCCGUUAUCAAGGGUGAUUUGAUUCAAACUAGUGGCACCGGCGCCAAUGGCAACUUUAAACUACCUGUGGAGGUGAAGAAAAAGAAAGUCACCGCCCCGGUUACCAAGAAAAAACCGACCGCUACUAAGAAGGCGGCAGUGACGUCUGGCACUGGCAAACGAAGGUCUACUGAGGAGUUGACGACGACGGCAGUAUCGAAAGCUAAGAAAUCCAAAAAAGUAAAGACGGCUGUUGUCAAACCGAAAUCUAAAACUACCAAGGUUGCUGCUGUAAAAGAUUCUUCUACGGCUAAAACAAAAAAGGCAGAAUCGGCUGCAAUCAAAUCAAAAACUUCAAAAGUUGUUGCUAAGAAGACUCCAGCUAAAAAAAAAGUAGCAGCACCCAAAAAGAAAUAGACAGAUCAAGCCACGUAUGAUGUAAAAUUAAUUGGGAACACAUAACAAUUCAUAAAAAGGUCCUUAU